Molecule: messenger RNA, 1697 nt
Organism: Erythranthe guttata (spotted monkey flower)
Lineage: Eukaryota; Viridiplantae; Streptophyta; Magnoliopsida; Lamiales; Phrymaceae
Source: RefSeq, a predicted model, not a curated record
UAAUUCAUUUACAGAUAUAUAUAUUUUUUCUUUAAUUUAUCACUCAUUUUUACUGCAAUGGAGAGGUUCUUGUAUAAAAAUUCAAGCUAUAUGGAAGGCAAGCGUGUCCAAAUUGAUUCGGAAUUUCAGCGCGAGAAGUGUGCGAAGAUUAUUUUUGUGGGCAAUGAUGGUGAUCGAAUAAGUCAGUUAACGGACGAGAUUCUCGUUGAUAUACUGUCUUUGCUAACGCUCAAGGAAUCUGCACGGACUAGUGUCCUUUCGUCUCGUUGGAUCAACCUGUGGAAACACACCCCCUCCCUCGUGUUCGAUGCUCAAAGCGCAUUAGACAGGAUUGCCAAACGACACAAGUUACUCGAGAGUGAGAGACACAAGUACGUGAAAUGGGUGAACUCCAUUGUCCGAUCGCACAAAUCGACCACCUUAAAAGAAUUCAAAAUCCGUUUCGACCUGGACAGGUCGUCCAAGAAUUCAAUCACCCAGUGGCUUCAGUUCGCGUUCGACAGACAAGUUCAGAGUUUGGAGUUGGACCUUGACAAUUAUGGCGAUUCUUCCAAGUAUUACCGUUUUCCUCAAGAGUUCCUUACAUUAAGCAGUUGCAUAGCACCUAAAUUGAAACCCCCCUUCGACAUUUUUCGCAUCCAUCACCCACCUGUGCUUGGCGAUUUCAAGUCCCUCAAAGAAUUGUCUUUUAGAUGUAUUGAUUUCAGUGAUGGAAUGAUCGAGUUCUUUUUGCAUAACUGUCCUUUACUCGAAUGUUUGGUUGUCCAUGAAUCAGAUAAAACAUCGAAUCUCGAAGUUUGUGGUCCAUCUCUCAGGUUAAAGCACUUGGAAAUAGUCAGUUGCUUCGGUUUGAAAUCACUUAAAGUUUCCGCGCCAAAUCUUGCUUCACUUACGGUUACGAGUUUAAAGGGACUCUUGCUUGAGAAUAUUCCGAUGCUAGUUGAUGUGUCUUUUAGUUGUCACGACUGCUUUAUUUCUGUGAAACGUUGGUUUUCUCAACUGUCUUGCUGCAUUUCGCAACUGGAGAUUCUUUGCUUGGACGUGACAAGCCUACGACGGUCUGAUUCAAAAAUAAGUGAGCCGUUCGAGUUUCACCUGCGUAAACUGAAGAAGUUGGUCAUCGAAUAUGAUCCAACAAGUGAUGAAAGUCUUGUCUGGCUGGCUGCUUUGAUACGGGUGUCUCCUUACUUGGAGGAAUUUGUUCUAAAAUAUGAAUGGUACGAACUUCCGAAGCUAGAUAGAGAGAUGAAUGAUCUUAUGAGAUUUCCACACCGCAACAUUAAAGUGUUCAAGUUUUGUGGCUAUUAUGGUCGCUACAGCGACGCUCGAUUAGUCAAGCUCGUUCUGGAGAACUGUCCUGCGCUCGAGAAAAUAAUAAUUGAUUCGUCAAUAUCGCCCGAAAUUGACGGAGUGGAUGUGGCACAAAACAGAAGGAAGGACCCAAAGGAACAACUUGAACCAUAUGUACCUAACCACAUUGAAUUGGUUAUUCUUUAACAAUGCAGUUGCUCCAGUCGAGUGUUUUCACGCAUGUAUCCGAGGAGGGCGUUUGUUUAACUGGUAUUCGAAGAUGAAGAAUAUGAAAUCGAAGAUUAUUAAUGUAGUCGGCACCUACUUAUGAGGAGAACAAAAACAUUUGAUCCUCAAUAUCAAAUAUAUACUAAAUCUUCUAAUGGUAUCUUUUUUUCUCAUUUUAA